Rhododendron vialii is the source of this 921-nucleotide messenger RNA. RefSeq names its product mitochondrial ATP-independent inner membrane protease subunit 2-like. Gene Ontology annotation, molecular function: serine-type endopeptidase activity. The coding region runs from base 138 to 755 and encodes 205 amino acids. NCBI's taxonomy places the organism in Eukaryota, Viridiplantae, Streptophyta, Magnoliopsida, Ericales, Ericaceae. The transcript has 5 exons. The record is from RefSeq and is a predicted model, not a curated record.
AAAGAAAACCCUAACUAAAAUCCCAACACAAAUGAAAAACCAGGGGAGAUCAAACAUAAAGAAGACAUCGAAGGGUUUAAGGUGAGAAAAAGGGGAUCAAGAAGUGAAGCUACGGCGAAAGAUAUCACCGACCUGCGAUGGUUUCUCUCUCGACUUGGUUCCGAUACAUCGCCCACAAAUUCGAGUACUCCGUCUCCCUCACCUGCAAGAACUAUAAAGGAGGUCAAAUAACUGAGAGAGAAGUAGGUGAUGCUAUAUGGAAACAUCUAUUUCAAGGAAAGUUGACAUACUUCCAUUGGAACAAAGGAGAGGAGAUGGCCCCAACAAUAGCAGGGCAGGGCGGAACUCUUCUUGUGCGGAAAUUACCAGCAGCAGAUCCAAUGCGUGUUUUUGUUGGAGAUGUGGUGGUUGUGAAGGACCCUGAAAAAUCGGAUGACUAUCUCAUCCGAAGAUUGGCUGCCAUAGAGGGCUAUGAAAUGGUAUCUACUAAUGAAAAAGAGGAGCCAUUUGUUCUCAAAAAGGAUCAGUGCUGGCUGUUGUCCGACAAUGAAAACUUGAAGCCCAAGGAGGCCAAAGAUAGCCGAAUCUUUGGUCCCGUAUCCAUGACAGACAUAGUUGGCAGGGUAAUAUAUUGCCUGAGAACCGCCGUAGAUCAUGGUCCUGUGCAGAACAGUCAUUUCAGCAUGAAGAAGGAUUCACCUGUAUUGGAAGUCGAACUGGAUGUUGAUGAGAUGUCAAAAAAUCACAAAGCGUAGACGAUGCAAAUAUAGAUAAAACUCACCCAGUUUGUAUGUACUUUGUUUUAUUUUUUUUCAUCCCAUUCUGUCAUAUGAUCUCUUUAUUUCAAGUACAAAUAAAGAAUAAGAAUUUGAAUCCUUCCAAUGUUCAUGUGGGUAAUGGGAUCGUUUGGUUGAUUUGUCA